Cooperia oncophora is the source of this 246-nucleotide messenger RNA. The record is from the annotation of a GenBank genome assembly. Lineage: Eukaryota; Metazoa; Nematoda; Chromadorea; Rhabditida; Trichostrongylidae.
AUGCCGAAUGCCGAAAGGCCCAUCAAGGUCUCCUUGAUAUGGCCAACGAUCUUCAUGGCUGGUUGCGCAGCUUUAGUGAUAAUACCGAUUAUGGCUGCUCCGAAAGAUACUGCGAUCGGUUUAAUGAUUAUGCUGACCGCCGUGCCUGUCUACCUCAUUUUUAUCGCAUGGAAAAACAAGCCCAAAUGUGUAGACUCUUUGAUUGGUUCGUUGAUUAUUAUUUUUUCUAAUAUUUUUUUGAGAUAG